Dermatophagoides farinae (American house dust mite) is the source of this 520-nucleotide messenger RNA. RefSeq names its product Mitochondrial fission 1 protein (gene Fis1). The record is from RefSeq and is a predicted model, not a curated record. Gene Ontology annotation, molecular function: protein binding. Gene Ontology annotation, cellular component: peroxisomal membrane; mitochondrial outer membrane. Lineage: Eukaryota; Metazoa; Arthropoda; Arachnida; Sarcoptiformes; Pyroglyphidae. Gene Ontology annotation, biological process: peroxisome fission; mitochondrial fission; autophagy of mitochondrion.
ACAUUCUUUAUUUCAAAAAGUGAAUUAAAAUUUUUUCAAAAAAAAACAAAAACAAUGGAAGAACGAGUUGAAGCAAUGUUGGAUAGUAAUGUUACAAAUUCUGAAUUGAAACUUCAUACUGAAAAAUUUAAUCAAGCAAUGCGUGAUGGUAAAUGCGAUGUGGAUACAAAAUUUCAAUAUGCCGUUACAUUAUCUCGUUCACGAAUAUCGGCCGAUCAUCAUCGUUCUAUAACAUUACUAGAAGAUUUAUGUGUAUCUGGUGAUCCAGAAGCAUUUCGAGAUUAUCUAUUCUAUUUGAUCAUUGUCAAUAUUAAACUUCAUGAUUAUGUACGUGCAUUGGAAUGUGCAAAAAAAUUUCUGGAAAUUGAACCAUCCAAUCGUCAGGUACAGGAUCUAAAAACUUAUGCCGAAAAGAAACGUUUCAAUACCGGUAUGAAAGGAUUGGCUAUUGUUGGCGGUGUUGCAUUAGCUGCUGGUGCAUUGGUAAUGGCAUUCAAAAAUAAAUGAUCAAUUAAUGAAU